AUGGAACAGGUUUCCAAAUGGGCUCCCAUGGGUCAGACAGCUGUGGCUAUUCGUUUCCUGGGAAUUUUGCAUGCUAAGCAGGUUCUUCGCCAAUCAAAUUUGUUCUUAGAUAAAUCACCAGUAGGAGAUGUUCCAAAAGGCUACCUUGCAGUUUACGUAGGUGAGAGCCAAAAGAAACGAUUUAUAAUUCCAGUAUCAUUCUUAAAUGAACCUGCAUUUCAAGAAUUGCUAGACAAAGCAGAAGAAGAAUUCGGGUUCAAUCACCCAAUGGGAGGUCUCGCAAUUCCCUAUGGUGAAGAUAUGUUUAUUGAUCUCACUUCUCGCAGGUACUGAUAUGAGGCAAUAGACAUACACAAUUUUGUUCAUUUAUGUCCAUAUUCAUCUUUCUUUUGGUACAGAAAAAGAUUCAAGAAAGAAAAUGUUCACUCAUGAGAUAAAAUUCUUGCAUGUUCUUUACACAAUUUCAAUUACCUUGACUAAAACACUGUUCAAU
Messenger RNA from Mangifera indica (mango), 493 nucleotides. Its product is annotated as auxin-responsive protein SAUR21-like. Gene Ontology annotation, biological process: response to auxin. The transcript has 2 exons. Lineage: Eukaryota; Viridiplantae; Streptophyta; Magnoliopsida; Sapindales; Anacardiaceae. Bases 1 to 333 code for a protein of 110 amino acids. The record is from RefSeq and is a predicted model, not a curated record.